Rubroshorea leprosula is the source of this 1603-nucleotide messenger RNA. The record is from the annotation of a GenBank genome assembly. NCBI's taxonomy places the organism in Eukaryota, Viridiplantae, Streptophyta, Magnoliopsida, Malvales, Dipterocarpaceae.
AACAAGGAUUGUAAAAGAAUCACUGCAACAGCGUCGUAUUAAUGAUAUUUAUCCACACCAGGGCUGAAACGCCUGAGACGCUAUCUGCCCGACCCGACUAGAAUUCUGAAUUCCACAACUGCUUCUCCAGUUAACUACGUUUCCAUCCGGUUCUUCCUCCUCCUCCUCCAUCGCCACCGCGACCCACGAAGAAGCUGAAAUGAGCACAUCAAUCUCUGCAAUAAACACCUCUCUCUUGAAAAUCAACACCACCUUGUUCUCAUUCAACAGAAAACCCUCCACUUCCUUCACCUUCCUUUUCUCUUCGUCCCAUGUAACCAGGAGAAGAAGACCAGUAUCUCACAUCUUUACCUCUAAGAAUCCCUGCCUUACUGUCCGUCCUCAAGCAAGCAUCAUUGCUGAUGCUCAAGUUGAAGGUCAAGUAGAGGUUGAAGUUGCAGAAGGUUAUACCAUGACUGAAUUUUGUGAUAAAAUUAUUGAUUUAUUUUUGAAUGAGAAACCUAGAGUAAAAGACUGGAGAAAGUACUUGGUAUUCAGGGAUGAGUGGAACAAGUAUAGGGACAGCUUUUACAACAGAUGUCGAACACGAGCAGACAAUGAGAGUGAUCCAGUUGUGAAGGAGAGGCUAAUUUCUCUUGAGAGCAAGAUCAAGAAGAUUGAUGAUGAAAUGCAAAGGCACAGUGAGCUCCUUAAGGAAUUACAAGACAGCCCGACUGACGUCAAUGCAAUUGUUGCAAGGCAGCGCAAAGAUUUCACAGGAGAAUUUUUCAGCUACCUCACUCUAAUUUCAGAAACCUAUGACAAUCUGGAGGACCGUGAUGCAGUAGCAAGACUUGCAGCUAGAUGCUUGUCUGCAGUCAGUGCUUUCGAUAACACAUUGGAGACUGUGGAGACAUUAGAUGCUGCCCAGGCCAAAUUUGAUGAUAUCUUAAAUUCCCCUUCAUUGGAUGUGGCCUGUGAAAAGAUUAAAAGCCUUGCCAAGGCAAAGGAACUUGAUUCUUCGUUGAUCCUAUUGAUAAACAGUGCUUGGGCUUCAGCAAAGGCAUCCACAACUAUGAAGAAUGAGGUAAAGGAAAUAAUGUAUAGUUUGUACAAGGCUACAAAGAGCAGCCUUAGGACCAUUGCACCAAAAGAAAUAAAGUUACUCAAGCAUUUGCUGAACAUCACAGAUCCUGAAGAGCGAUUCUCUGCAUUAGCAACUGCUUUCUCCCCAGGUGACGAGCAUGAAACAAAGGAUCCGAGUGCCCUAUACACUACUCCGAAGGAGCUGCACAAGUGGAUCAAGUUAAUGCUUGAUGCUUACCAUAUCAAUAUGGAGGAAACUGACAUCAAGGAAGCCAAGAAGAUGUCUCAGCCUGUGGUUAUGCAAAGACUGUUCAUCCUCAAGGAAACCAUUGAGGAAGAAUACUUGGAAAAAAGCAGCUUCCUAACUCAGCAAACCAAAGAAAUAACUCAAUCUGAGGACAUAUGAAGCUGAACCCAAAAUUUCAGCAGUAUAUACUACGUGUAUCACGGUCAUAUCUUUGCUAGCCAGGGAUAGAUAGAACCAUGUACCAUUGUAAAUUGUAAGUUGUUUCUCCCAUAAUCAAAUGCUUUUCUUUUU